GGCAGGUAGUGGUUAGGGUUAGUCUCCUGGGAAAAUAUGUGAGUCAGUGAUGGAAACAUGAAAGUGUGUGUGUGUGUGUGUGUGUGUCCGGGGUGUGUAUGUGGGUUUGUGUGGAAGAGUAGGAGCUCAUUUCACACACAGCCACAUAUUAUCACAUCGUCUGACCAGAGGAAACAUCACCACCUUCCUCCCUAUCACUGCCAGCUUUCACUGAUAUCACUUUCUCAUCUCGUCAUUCUCUUCUUUGGCGGAUUUUCUCAUCUCUUCCCCUUCUCCUGUGGUCUCCUUGUCUUUUUUUACAUUAUCCAGCUUAGAUUUUAGUUCCUUGUCUCCAGUGAUGUCGUCCCUUCUGAGAGAGGAAAUGCAGAGACUUUUAUUCCGACCUGCAAAACAGAGACUCGUGGAAUUUAUUGAGAUUCAAGAGCCAUCACACGGAAGACAUUUCCUCUGCGUUGCAGUUUGCAAAAACAAAUUGGUGCAGUUAUGUAUAGUGCGAUGCCAGAUCUCUCACAAAUCCAUAAGGACUGGAUCCAAAAAGUACAGCACUAAACGCUCCAGCAUACAGGAGUGCUACCGGAGAACAGAGGUCUGGUCCCUGCAAGACCUGACUCUCGUUGAUGGACGGGACCCUGAUGUGGAUGACCCCUGUUUCUACAUGCACUUCGACAAGGUACGAACAGUGACAGCCAUCAGCUGCUCAGCCAAAUACGCUAUUGUGCGUGCCAUGGUUACUCUCAGCGACCGGUACUGUCAGAGGUCAUUGAACCUGCGGAACUUUGACUGGACCUACAUCAAGCCCACCUCCUUCUACUCCAACAGAGGAGACUGCAUUGUUCUGUCACAAAUAUGUUUCUAUGCAUUCAAUUUGGUGUGUCUGUCCAUGUGUUCCGUGCCCGAUGCAUUAAAAAAUUAAACAAUGCGUGUGUGUGUUAGUGAAUUAAGAUUUGUGUGUACAUGUACUGUGGCAGAUUUAAUAUGUAUAACUUGUGUUGAGGAGGAGGCGUAAAGUAAAUGUAUGCUUGUCUUGUCUAUUACACUACUAGGGCUUUGAUGAAGACUUAUUUGCCAUGAAGUCUCUUUUGCAUUAAUACUCUGCCUAAUGCAUUUUCAUGGCAAAUGGAAGUUUCAAGCAGCAUUGUAUUUAACUGUAUAACGUACAUUUUUGAUCUUUCAAUUACUUAUCUUUGAGUGCUACUGUGAAAAUGUGAAAUUCAAAUGGAGAACAAAUAAAGCAGUCUAUUUGAUUUUUUUCUAAGCCAUCUUAAA
Messenger RNA from Monopterus albus (swamp eel), 1266 nucleotides. RefSeq names its product exocyst complex component 1 like (gene exoc1l). NCBI's taxonomy places the organism in Eukaryota, Metazoa, Chordata, Actinopteri, Synbranchiformes, Synbranchidae. The record is from RefSeq and is a predicted model, not a curated record. Bases 338 to 913 code for a protein of 191 amino acids. The transcript is spliced from 3 exons.